Pseudozyma flocculosa PF-1 is the source of this 2589-nucleotide messenger RNA. RefSeq lists its product as uncharacterized. The transcript has a single exon. The record is from RefSeq and is a predicted model, not a curated record. Bases 1 to 2589 code for a protein of 862 amino acids. NCBI's taxonomy places the organism in Eukaryota, Fungi, Basidiomycota, Ustilaginomycetes, Ustilaginales, Ustilaginaceae.
AUGCACACCUUCAUCGAUCCCGCACAGCUCAACCAUCCGCCGCAGCUGCCUUCGACUCCUCCCGCCCUACAGCAUCACCACGAUCAAGGCCACGACGGCUACGGCCAUGGCCACCAUGUACACGCUCAACAUGACCAACAUCGGCACCAGCAGAGCGCGGACGCAGAUCCUGCUGGACUCGCGACCGUCCCGGCUCCAUCGGCCCGCGUCAAGCUAGAGGAGUGCGAGGCCGACCCCGCACAACUCGACGACAUCCAGGGCACGCCACCCCGGCAUGCCGCUCCACUAUCCCCUCAUGUUCUACUCGAGCAGGAUCACGCGGCAGUGUUGAGGCCGGAUUUGGCCCCCUUUCGCUCGGCAGAGGAUGCACUCCAACGUCUGCUUCCCUACCACGUCUGGAACGUUCCGCACACCGACCUCCUUCGCUCCCUCGGAUGCGCGCACGACCCCGUCCACGCUGCCGUGCGCAACUCGAAGCGUCGCAGGUUGACGGAUGGGCGUGCAGUGGCGGGUGAAGCCGGCCAGCUUGAUGGCACCUUGGCAGAGUCAAAGGACGCCGGUGCUUCGUCCGAUGCCGUCGUUGUCGAUCUCGACGAGCUUGGACUGCCCGCGCAGCUGCCCGAGGUACCAUUGCCCGACUUUCCGGAUGCCGCGUACGCCUCUAGCCUCUUUCGGAUGCGCCACAGCAUCCUCACUCGCUUCAACAGGCUCCUCUCCCGUUCCGAGACGGUUCACCACAAGGCCCCUACCUCGGCGGUCACCCUCGAACACCUCGAACGCCUUGCCUACGACGACGAGCGCGCGGCAGUGCUGGCCGACAUCGACAAGCUCAAGGCCGCCAAGGCACAGCUCGAGACCAUCGAGGCACAGAAACGGCUCACGCCUGGCAUGUUCAGCAGCCAGCUCGAUCUCCGCUUUCACAUCACCGAUGAGAUCGAACUUGAAAAGGAGCGCGAGCGCGAGGCCGAGAAGGCAAGGCGGCAGGCCGAGCGACAGGCGGCCGCGGCGGCCAAAAAGGAGCGCGAGAGGCUGCUGGCUGGCGGCGACGGUGCUGCCGCCGUCCUCUUGCCGACUGCGGCAUCGACAACUGCUCGGCCAAGAUCUCAAACGCCCGCCGCAUCGAUAUCUGCGACGCCGACGCAUCAGCCUCCCGCUGUGAUGGAUAAGCAGCGGUCGCCAAAGGUCGGUUCCGCGCCACCGACGGAGGUGCCCCCUCCGUCUUCGACCCCUGCGCCUGCCGUCAGUGCCUUGAUCGGAAACACAGUCGUCCAACCUUCCCCUGCCAACGAAGCGGCAAACGAAUCAGCACCACGAGCGGCUCCAACCCUUCCCACUCCUGCGCCAGUGGCCCCGAUCCAAGGUGGGGCAUCUUCGGAGGUCGCAUUGUCGCAACACGCAGUGCCUCACAUGCUCCACACGCCGGCAGACACGGCGACGACAAGCGGCCCAUUGGUGCCACACAUGACUCUGCCCCCUUCCACGACCGCGCAACUGCCGCCGCAACCACAGCCGCCCUUCGCCCAGCAGAUGACACCGCCUUUCGGCCAGAUGAUCGGGCGCCCUCCCAUGCGCCCAGUGCCAACAAGCGUGGGGCCGGCUCCGACAAUGUCUGCACCUACAUCGCUGCCACUCGCGCCGGGCCCAACCGCGUCCACGCCACCGGUCUCCCUCACGCCAAUCCCUCAUCCUGUAGCCAUCCCAGCAGGUCCUGCGGCGAGACCGAUAACGGGCAACGUUGGUGAAGCAAGCACACCACCGGCACCGCAGCCUGUCGUCAAACGAGGGCGCGGGCGACCGCGCAAGAAUCCGCUGGAACCGCCCAAGAAGCCCGCCAAGCCACGCACGCCCAAGGACCCCAAGACCACACAGCCGAAAGCAGCGCCCGGACCGCCGACGAGUGGAAUGAUGCGACCUCCUGCGGCAGCGGUUUCGGACAUCAACGGCCAGCCUGGGCCGUCUUCUGCGGUCGUCGGCUCCGUUCAACCACUGCCCGCGUCCACGACGGGCUCUCAGCUAACCAUGGCGCCACCGGCUCAAGGUCAACAGGCGCAGUCGAGUCGAGCGCCGCAGCCGCACCCGCCCGCGCCGCCGUCACAUUCCGCGAAUGGCGCAUCGACGACUGCGCCAGCUGCGCCGGCCGCCCCGGCCGCACCGGCCGCACCGGCAGCGCCGACGACGGCAUCAGCACCGCCGCCUGCACCACCAACCUCGAUACCGCGGACGCCCAUCCCGCUCCUCAUCCCCGUGUCGGCGCUGCCGCGCUUGACCAGCCUGGGGAUCCAUCCGGUGCCCGCCCCGCACCUGGUGCCAGUGAUGGGUCCGAGUGGUACGCCCUCCGGUCUCUCUGGCCAGCCUCGACCGGCCGAUCCCAACCAGACCGAAGCGGCCAAAUUGAUGGGCGUCACCGAGUCGCCGGUGCGCGGUGCAAGCAGCAGCGGCGGCGGCGUCAAGACGCAGCAGAUCCUGCACAUUACCGUGGUGCUUACCAAAUUGACGCCGCCGCAGCUCGCGGGGCUCGCCAACAUCAUGCAGGGAUUGCAGGACGAGGCGACGAGGGAGGCACGGGGCGCAGCGACGAACCCGCAGUAG